Messenger RNA from Penicillium antarcticum, 474 nucleotides. RefSeq lists its product as uncharacterized. Lineage: Eukaryota; Fungi; Ascomycota; Eurotiomycetes; Eurotiales; Aspergillaceae. Bases 1 to 474 code for a protein of 157 amino acids. The transcript has 2 exons. The record is from RefSeq and is a predicted model, not a curated record.
AUGCCUCCAAAAUCCAAGCUCGACUCAAGCGCGGCGACCCUCUUCUUCAAGAAGCAUAAGACCACUGUCCUUCUGAUGCUUCAUACUCAUGAGUCGCUCGACACCGCAAAGGAAAAGCUGCUUGGAGCUCUGAAAUCACGAGGAAUAAACGAUAUCAAUGGCGACUCAGUUCCCGAUGAUUCUUUUGAUAUCGAAUUCGGUGUGCCCAUGGACCGCGCCGAUCUCGAGAAAGGCUGGAGACGACUCGACGCAGACGCACCGGAGCUAGACGAGGAGGACGCCACAACAAAGAAAAACAAAGGAAAGUCCAAGAAGGAGGUAGUCUCUCUGAUGGCCGCUGGUCUUGAGAACGGACAUACAGUUGCAUUUCGCUUCCGCAAACCAAAUGACGGCCAAGACGAGAUGGAACUUGAUUACGAAGAUCCCGGCUGGGAUGUCCUGAUCCCGACCUUCGAUGAUGAGGAGGAAGAGUGA